This is a messenger RNA of Owenia fusiformis, 4011 nucleotides long. NCBI's taxonomy places the organism in Eukaryota, Metazoa, Annelida, Polychaeta, Sabellida, Oweniidae. The record is from the annotation of a GenBank genome assembly.
AUGUCAAUAUCAGACAAGAAACGUGCGGAAUACGCAAACCCAGGCUUUGAUGGCGACGACGUUUACGUCAAACCUGAUUACAACACAAAAUCAAAUGAACACCAUUACGAAACUCUUCAAGGCCGUCCAAAUACAGACCCUCCAUCAGACUACAAUCAUCCAUUCGUGCAGCCGAGUUUAGCUAAUAUUCCGCCAUACGGAGACGCACCACCUUCCUAUCCUACGAAGAGUCGAUACAAAAUCAAGAAAACAAGAAUGCUAAUCGCCAUUGGUGUUGCAGUUGUAAUUGUAAUCACUGCCACUGUAUUGUUUGUGCUAAUUGGAAAAGAUAACGGUGACACAGAUCAACACCACGUAUCAACAUCGUACUCAACGACUCGGGAGCCCAACCAACAGAAAACAACCUCUUAUUCUAUGAGACCUACAAAAAUCACACAAGCUCCGGGAGCUGGAGUGCAAUCAUCGACAUCAGUUCCCAGUAGGUCUGGCUCUAUGUCAACAACUCAAUCCAGUAGCUCUAAAACAACAACUGCAACAGUGCAACCACGUUCAACAACCAAACCACAACCAUCUUCAACAUCCAAGGCAGUACAACCGCCUUCAACAACAGAACGACCUUCAGCAACCGUCACAACACAAUCACCUUCAACAACUGACACAGUACAACCACCGUCGACAACUAUCACGACACAACCACCUUCAACAACCGUCGUGACACAACCACCUUCGACAUCCAAGACAGUAAAGCCACCUUUAACAACGGCCACGACACAACCAUCUUCAACAACCGUCGCAACACAACCACCUUCAACAACCGUCGCAACACAACCACCUUCAACAACCAUCACGACACUACCACCUUCAACAACCUCCGCGACACAUCCACCCUCGACAUCCAAGACAGUAAAACCACCUUCAACAACCGCCACGACACAACCACCUUCAACAACCGUCGUAACACAUCCACCCUCGACAUCCAAGACAGUAAAACCACCUUCAACAACCGCCACGACACAACCAUCUUCAACAUCGACAUUAACUUCUGAAAAAGUGCAACUCUCAACAACUGCGUCUCAAGGCAAUGACGUUACUUCAAGUGUUCAAACAACAACUCUGGGUGCUGCUGAUUGCAAUAUCGCAUGUGUUGAUGGUAUUCUCAACGGAGACUGUACCGCUUGUGAGUGUACAACGAGCCAAAUAACCGUAGGAGUUUACAGUUCCCGAACGGUCCCAUUGGAUGGAGCAACUGUUGCAAGAGCCGAGACAGCGUAUAGUGUCAUGGCUAUAACGGGUGACGAUGGCGCGACCACUGUCGAAGGAUUGUGCAACAGUGAUACAAUUGUCGUGAAGAAGACUGGUUAUGUUGAUACGACAGUGAAGGCGAGCAACGCAUCUGUAGUUAUCCUUGCUGCAUUAGAGCAAAUUGAAAUCUACAAACAGCCUCUCGACCAGGUAGCGUUAGUUGGAAGCACAAUCAAUUUUACGUGUGAGGCGACUGGUAAACCAUCUCCUGAAUAUUACGAAUGGUUCAAAAAUGGUAAUCUUUUGGACGAAGAUAUUUACGGCAAGAGCAAUAUUCUCCUCAUAGAGUCGGUGAAGUUAGACGACAAUGGAAUGUACAAAUGCAGAGCGAACAAUGAUUACGCUGCUAUGAUGUCAGACUCUGCACAACUCAUUGUUAAAGAGAAUUUGGGUGAUUUCUGUGACUCCAGUCCCUCGGAAGAAUUAAAAGAACUACCAAAAGACUGUCCACAAAAUGGCAAUGUCAUGUAUCCUGUCGGUAAAUGUCAGAGAAACUCGUGUUUAGUGUCCGAUAUGGUAGAAGCAGCGGAAUACUGCUGUGGUCCAACCAGACAAGAAGUCCGCCAGUUGUCUUGUAAUGGCUACAACCUAAGUGCCGUAGUGACUCUAGAAUGUGGAUGCAUGCCAUGCAACCAAUUAAAUACUUCGAAUCCUCUUGAUGAAAAUGAACCAACCGCUAUCACUUAUGUUCCAGUUGAAGGGGUGUUCAAAGGAAGAGCAUAUGAUUCAAGGGACAUCAAUCGUCCGUUACUCUAUGGCGAUGUCUUUUUAAAUGGCGAGAAAGUAUCAUUUACUGGCUUAGAUGGGGAAUUCGAGUUCAAAAUACCACGUCACACGACAAGAAUAGUUGUGAUGAUCCGAGAGAAUCUGAUACCUGAUGAUUUUAUUGAAACAUCCAAAGCUUUCGAUCUUCCGAGGGAUUUCUCGGGAACUUUUUUGAGAGAUUUUCCGAUAAAGAGGAAGUCCAAUGUCGUAGAGAUCGAUUCCAAACAAGCUCAAAUCAUGCCCAUGGCUAGAGAUCUUUCCACUAAUGAGCCUGCUGCUGAACUGCAUAUUCCAGGUGACUCUUUUUACACAAAUAACGGUGAAAAAUAUGAAGGAACGGUCAAGGCGUCUAUAGACUUUAUUGAUCCCAGAGAUCCUGUCAGCAUUGAUGAAAUGCCAGGGGAUCUAACGUCUGUAAAUGAAAAUGGUGAGGUAGAACAGUUGGACACCCAAGGACAAUUCCACAUGAGUUUUAAUGAUGCCAAUGGAAACCCAUUGAGUCUUAAGGGAAAGGUCGAGGUUGCAGUGGAGGCUGAGUUCAUCGGGGAAAUGAACGCAAGCUAUACUGAUGUCAAGCUCUGGACCUAUAACGCUGACACGGGAAGAUGGGUUGUCGAAGGCCCACUGCGUCCAAUAUCGUCUACUCGCUCGCUUUCAUUACGCAGGAAACGUCAGUCGUACACUAUCUUCGUUGGAGAUAUCGUCAUCAGAGACUAUUAUUGGGUUAACUUUGACAGAAAAGUCCUUGACUAUUGUUAUGUAAACGUCAGGGCUUACAAAGACUCCUCAAGCCAGUCACCAUUGUCAGCAUCUGCUUUUGAACCAACUGUUAUCGCGCAGAACGCGUUCACGGGUGGUAUACGCCGUUACACUACAGGCCGAAACGCACGUAAUGGAGGACCAGGAUUGGAACGAUCUGAAGGUAAUUGUAUAAUGACUGUGUGCCAAAACGGACAGUUUCAUGGUUACAUCCGGGCAACUGAUACUGGACGAACUGAUGCAGAAGGUUCUCUUCAAACGUCUAUAUCAUUGGGAGGAAGUGUACCAAACAUAGCUGGUGUUGAUGUUACGCUAGAAACAUUCGGCCAAGGUGGAAAUGGGAAAGACUAUAAUGCUGUUGCAAAAGUAAAAGCCACAAGAGCUCCAGAAUAUGGUCCAAUAUUUUAUUCAACUUCCACAAGUGGAUGUCUCUCUCGGGACAGCGAUGAAUGUAAAAACUGUAACAAAAAUCCGACCAAGGCAGUUUGUAGAUUGUGCAAUAGAUGGGGGUGCAGGUACCCAGUUGCAGUUGCAUUCAAAGAAUGUAUGGACUCCUCGGAAUCGUCAUCAAGUCCGCAUUUCAGAUUUUACAGGCCAUGGUCUCAUUCAUUCUCAUAUCAAGUGUGCCUUACACCGAGGGAUUGCCCGAACCAAGCAGCGCUUUCACUAGCUUGGUUUCCUAAUCUUCCAUCGAAAUUCGUAUACCUAAAAGUGAAAGUCACUAGGAGGUCCUCAGGUGAAUCAGAAGUCCGCGCAGUGAGUAAAGGUGGUCAGAAUCCAACAGUAAUCGGCCAAUUGUAUGGAAUCAAAGAGGAGACAACGUACCGACAAAUAACAUGUGUAGAAAUCAAGACGUCCGGGCGGAUAUUUCCAAAUGGGAUAGAUAGAACACAGGUGGACAUUCACGUUCAGGGAACUAACUGUCGUUUGAAUUCAGCGAAGCAAGUGUUGCUUAAUAACAGGCUUACUGAGCAAAACUCAAAUUCCAUAUUUUCGUUUCUUCAACCAAUAGAUAGUGAUCCAUUUGGGAAAGAUUUUGGGCUGUACGAUGACAAUGGUAGCGAUGCAAGAAAUGUCGCGAGAAGGAGGUGCGAAUGCGGCUCUAUUUCUAGGCAAUCGCUGUCCUGCAAGGAUGAUGAAACUGAUUAUGGUUCAGGCAUAGGACUUGAGUUUGUUUGUGAUUAA